This is a messenger RNA of Saccostrea cuccullata (small rock oyster), 2005 nucleotides long. RefSeq names its product heat shock 70 kDa protein 12A-like. The transcript is spliced from 4 exons. The record is from RefSeq and is a predicted model, not a curated record. NCBI's taxonomy places the organism in Eukaryota, Metazoa, Mollusca, Bivalvia, Ostreida, Ostreidae. Gene Ontology annotation, molecular function: ATP binding; ATP-dependent protein folding chaperone. The coding region runs from base 26 to 1849 and encodes 607 amino acids.
AGUAACAAAGUGUAAAGUCAUAAAAAUGGCACAGGAAAGAAAAUCAUCAUCGUCCCGAACUUUAGUGGCUGCAUUUGACUUUGGGACAACGUAUUCGGGUUAUGCUUAUUCAUUCAAAUCGGACUGGGCGAAAGUGCAUAUGAAUAAAUGGGAAGGUGGCCAGUUAUCGUCCUUUAAAGCACCAACUGCUCUUCUAUUGAAUCCAGACAAGUCUUUUAAUUCCUUUGGUUUUGAAGCGGAGAAAACUUAUUCUGAAAUUGCAACAGAUGGUGACGAAGAAGGUCGCACUUGCAAGGAGUAUUAUUUUUUUCAUCGAUUCAAGAUGAUGUUGAAAACAACUCUCACCCAGAGAGUUCAUCGAGAAACAAUGUGUAAGGACGAGAACGAUCGGGAAAUGGAAGCUAUGCCAAUAUUCACCCUUUCCAUCAAAUAUCUGAAAGACCAUCUCAUGAAAGAAAUAGAAAAAAGAUUCCUUGUCGAGGAGAUAACUUUGGAUGACAUUAACUUUAUACUCACCGUGCCAGCAAUAUGGGACGACUCAGCAAAAAUGUUCAUGAGAGAGGCGGCUGUAAAAGCUGGAUUACCAGACAAACAAUUGCAGAUUGCAUUAGAACCAGAGGCAGCAUCUAUUUAUUGUCACCUCAUGCAUUUUGACGCUGUUGAGAAGCAAAAGGGAAAAGGCAACUGGACACGGGAGAUGGGCUUAAAAUACAUGGUUGUGGAUCUUGGAGGUGGCACCGCUGACAUAACUGUACAUCAGCUUCAAGAAAACGGAACUCUGGCAGAGGUGGUACCGGCAAGUGGUGGAGACUGGGGCGGAACUUGUGUUGAUGAGGCCUACAAAAACUUUCUUGAGGACAUUUUUGGAAAAACUGUUAUGAAGACCUUUAAAUACGAUUUGGAGUAUGUCUUAGACUAUAUAGAAUUUUGGCAAAAUUUUGAAAUCAAAAAGAGAGAACAAGUUAUUUCAAAGAUUUCACAUUUGGUACAUCUUUUAAUACCUAUAGCUUUGACUGAAAUAUUUAAAGAGCAAACAAACAAGAAAGGAAUGCAUGAUGCAAUAAUGAAAGCGCUUAUAAAGGAAUCAACACAUAAAAAUGAAGACAUUACAAGUUUGCAGGGAAAACUCGAGUUGCCGAUUGAGAGUUACCAGAAAUUUUUUACACCAACGAUCGAGAAACUCGUUGAUCAUUUGUCUAAAAUGUUCAGAGAGGAAGUGGGUCCGGGUGUAGAUGUCAUUUUAAUGGUUGGUGGAUUUUCUGAGUGCGAGCUGGUUCAAGAAAAACUAGCAAAACAUUUUGGAAAUAAGCGUUUGGUGAUCCCCUAUCAAGCAGGUCUCGCUGUUUUGAAGGGGGCAGUCUUUUUCGGUCACCACAAAGAUUUGAUUUCACGUCGAGUAGCGAGAUAUACGUAUGGAAUUCAAACGUGGCCAAAAUUUGACAAAACAAGACAUUCUCUACAUAAAAAGCAUAAGAUAAAUGGCGAAGACAGAUGUCGAGAUGUAUUUUUGAAAUUCAUUACCAAGGGUGAUCCCAUAGAGCCUGGUCUGAAGAAAUCUUACAUUUUCAAAACUCUCAAACAAGGCGAAAAAAUACUCGAGUGUGGGGUCUUCAUUUCCAACAAAAAGAAUCCAGAGUACGUUGACGAGGAAGACUGUUAUAGGCUAGGGACUCUUGAAGUUCCAUUGACGAAUUCAGAACUUAGGACUAAUAUGGAGAUUGAGGAAUCCAUCAUUUUUGGGGAGACAGAAAUAAGAGUCACAGCUUGCAACUUUGCUACAGGCAAAGAACACGAAAUCGUUUUUGAUCUUCUCUCACCAAAAAUUAAAAUCCCAAGCAGUAAAAGGUAAUACAGAAGAAAAAUCUGUAAACAAUCUUUGACGUUGAAAAGAAAUUGUAACAUUUAGAAACUAGAGGGAAAGAUUCAAACCUUUUACUAUUAACCAUGCAUUCAUACGAGAUACAUGUAUGUAGAUUGAUAAUUUUUAUUUUUAUCAUAAAGUUCA